AUGGAGAAGUUUCCACGGAAUUUCUAUGCAAGGAAUGAUGUGGGUAUCAUCAUUGAUAGAACAUGGAAGAAGCAUGUGGUAGAGAUUAAAAGGUUUGAGGACAGAAUUAUAUCUUUAAGCUUAAUUGUUGGAAAGGACAAUAUCAAUAUCAUUAGCGUCUAUGCACCUCAGGUUAGAGUAGAAGUACAUCUUAAAGGUAAGUUUUGGAAAGAUUUGAAGGGAUUGGUUCAAAGCAUACCACUUGCAGGAAAUAUUUUUAUUGGUGGGGAUCUUAAUGGACAUGUGGGCAAGAAAGUAGGACAAUUUGCUGGAGCUUAUAAUGGUCUUGGUUUUGGGGAGCUUAACAAUAGAGGAUAA
Neltuma alba is the source of this 357-nucleotide messenger RNA. RefSeq names its product craniofacial development protein 2-like. The transcript has a single exon. NCBI's taxonomy places the organism in Eukaryota, Viridiplantae, Streptophyta, Magnoliopsida, Fabales, Fabaceae. The record is from RefSeq and is a predicted model, not a curated record. Bases 1 to 357 code for a protein of 118 amino acids.